This is a messenger RNA of Austrofundulus limnaeus, 1008 nucleotides long. Its product is annotated as glutathione peroxidase 1-like. The record is from RefSeq and is a predicted model, not a curated record. Gene Ontology annotation, molecular function: glutathione peroxidase activity. Gene Ontology annotation, cellular component: mitochondrion; cytosol. NCBI's taxonomy places the organism in Eukaryota, Metazoa, Chordata, Actinopteri, Cyprinodontiformes, Rivulidae. Gene Ontology annotation, biological process: response to selenium ion; glutathione metabolic process; response to hydrogen peroxide.
GAGCGUUUAUAUUUGCCCCGCCUUAUGAGGGCUAAGGAAACUUGAAAUUCAGGGUUGAAGUUUACUUUAUCUUCGUUGGACUGGUUACGGAUUCACAAACAUGGCUGGAACCAUUAAAAGGUUUUACGACCUUACAGCUAAGUUGCUGUCCGGUGAAACGUUCAGUUUCUCAGCACUGAAGGGAAAGGUCGUUCUCAUUGAGAAUGUGGCGUCUCUCUGAGGAACAACAAUCAGGGAUUACACUCAGAUGAACGAGCUACAUUCUCGCUUUUCCGCCGAGGGACUUGUUAUUCUGGGUGUGCCCUGCAAUCAGUUUGGACAUCAGGAGAACGCCAAAAACGAUGAGAUCCUGAGAUCCUUGAAGUAUGUCCGCCCAGGUGAUGGCUUUGAACCAAAGUUCCCGCUGUUUGAAAAGCUGGAUGUGAAUGGAGAGGAUGCCCAUCCAUUGUUUGUGUAUCUGAAAGAAAAACUCCCAGUCCCCUGCGACGAUACUACGGCUCUCAUGACUGAUCCGAAGUUCAUCAUCUGGAGUCCUGUGUGCAGGAGUGACAUUUCCUGGAACUUUGAGAAGUUCUUGAUCACUGCUGAAGGAGAGCCUUACAAGCGUUACAGCAGGCAUUUCCUCACUAUUGACAUCGAGGCAGAUAUUAAAGUGCUACUAAAUAGAAUUAAGUAAAAUGUGCUUUACAACACUGUGGCUGGCUGUAAAAGAUGUUGCUGGGACCACCCUGCCCUAGCGAAACUUAUCAGUAGACGCAGACAUUAGGGGCAUUUUAUCUUUCUUUUCCAGCUUACAGCUAAAGUAAACUGCCUCAUUCCAAAGAUUGUGCUAUUUUCAGUGGUGUACACUUGGGGUUUCAACCUGUUUACUUAAUGAAGAUGCUCCUGUAAACCAUUUUGUGUAAGGAGUUUCCGAUGAAGAUGUAAAUGUGUGUCUCUACUACUAUCUAUACCACAAUUUUAAUAUUCAAAGAGGAAAAAAAAUAAAAGCUUUUGCUCUGAACCAAA